Somion occarium is the source of this 2376-nucleotide messenger RNA. The record is from the annotation of a GenBank genome assembly. NCBI's taxonomy places the organism in Eukaryota, Fungi, Basidiomycota, Agaricomycetes, Polyporales, Cerrenaceae.
ACUUUCUCCUCGUGCUACAACUACCGCUAAGACGCUGUAUUCAACCUGUUCAUUUCUAACUCGCCGACAGCCGACAUGCACGCUAUUGCACCACACUCUGAUGUCGUAAAUUCCCCGUCCAGUAUGAUAUGAUCAGAGGUACGUAUUGUCUAUAUUCAACUCCGCGCAUUACAAGACCUUUUGCCUUUUCCAGAGCAGCAUGCGACUUAACUAGUACGCGGUCGAUACAUCCAUCAAAGAAGCCGAACACGUACCCACCCCACCCCAAUCGGCGAAUACGGCAGAUACUAUGCAGGAUAAUGUGAGGAUGAGUGCAGGUGUUCAGGAACGCCACCUGCCAAUGGCUAUUCGCAUUCACCCGAUCGCGCUACGCCUGGUGUUCGACGCCUCAUUCCCACCACCAGAGUAUCUAGACCCAUCGCUCAGCCACGGCCCUCUAUCGCCUUGGUGCCAGGCAAUCAGGGCAAAAAAGGCAUUGGGUCUUGUAUGUACGUACUGGCAUAUGGUUGCAACUCCGAUCCUUUACGAAGAUGUUGUUUUCCGUCGCGUUGGGCAAAUACCUGCGUUUGCCCGGACCCUCCGGUCACGCCCAUAUGUGGCACAAUUCGUGAAAGGCCUCACGUUCUCUUGUGAGGUCCCUCCCCCUCUUGAUGAUGUUGUCAAGGCUUCUCUGAUGUGCAUUCUCGAGCAAUGCUCCAGGAUCAGGUCUUUGUCUUGUCUGACACCCUUUGUGGGAUGGCUACAAACAAACAGCAGAGGACUCGAUAUACUAGCUCAGAUCCCCACGACUUUUCUCAAGGAUGGAUCCUAUGCCACAACGAACCUUGUCUACUUGAACGACUACUUAUUCAAUACCUUGCCCGAUAUCUUACCCUCACCCAUCAUUAUCGCCUUCUCUCAGAUGACUUCACUCUCAUUGACUUCUCGACCAAUGAAACGUCUAAAUGCUCCAGAGAUGCGCGCCAUUCCGCCAACACUAAGGUCAUUACAUUUCCCUCGUCUGAAAGACUUGACACUCCGAACAGGUGGCAAUGGAAUCACAGGGGCAUACCUGACCCUCAUCACGACAUGGGAUCUCCCACAACUGGAGCGUCUCACGGCGGAUUUUCUGUACCGUGAUCCUUCGAGUCUAUUCUCCGUGCAAGAGGCCGCAUUCUUCCAAAGAUUUGGAAAACAGCUGAAGGUUCUGGACAUGGACUUCACCCCUAUGUGGGCCGUUCCACCACCUGAUCCGAAUCCAGGGAACAUUCUCAAUCUUUGCCCGGCUCUUGAGCACAUCGUGUUGUUCCUUCCCGACUUAUUUCGUGUACAGGAUUACAUGAGCAGUGUUCGCAACAAUACUUUCGUGGACGUCUGGAUACGAAGCAACCAUUUUCAACCCGAUGACUUUGACACCGAUCCCCAGGAAUAUUUACCUUGUGACUUAGAUGAACCAAGGGUCUACGGCGUGGGCAAGAAAUAUCUUGGACCGAACUUCCGCUUUCUGGAUAUGGGUCUUCAACACAUCAGGGAUUUACCCUUCAUCCUUCCACCUAAUUCCAUCACUGAAGGAGAAAAAACCGUUUACUUACAUCGCAUAUUUGAUUUACGUUUCGCUCAAAGUCGUCGCGCCAUAUUUACAGUAGGCGAAGAUUGGACCAGUGGUACUGGUGUGCUGUUCAACAAAUUUGUGCAGGGUAGCAAUGCUAGUUUUGCUACGAACCACAACAAUGUUGACGACGUAUCCUCUUCCAACGAGAAUGACGAAGUACCUGUCAAUAACGGCUCCCACAUGUCUGUGUGUAGCGAUGAUGCAGAGUCGGAUGCAAACUAUGAAUCUGCAGAGUCUUCGGAUUCCAAUACUAGUGAUUCAGACUUGGGAGAGGAGGAGGAACUGCCUGGGUUUUCUGGGAUGGAAGGUGACUUUAGGGGAGCUUGUCAAUUGCGCGACUUUCCUGGAAACGCUACUACGAUAUCAGAGGAAGAACUCCUCGAUAUCCAUGCCAAUAUGCAGGUGUAACAUCCCUCGUUAUAAUGUUUUCUUUCUGCUUCCUGCCGUGUGGCAUCAAUCCAUGUCUCGCUUGAAAUAAAUAGAUACUGAAACCUUUCCCUUCCUGAGCCGUUCCUUAGAAGUACGACUAUGCUACAUGCUCUACCACAUGCUUGUCUUCAAGAUCUGACUUCUCAGUCCCGUGCUGCUUUCCCAGUACUUCGCGAGCAUCAAUGUCAUCACCGAAGAGCUUGGCCAUCUCUUCCAAUGAUUUGCCUAUGAACAUCACAUUAGAGGAAGCUGAUGUCAUAUAUAGACUUCAAUGCACACCUUUUGUCUCUGGGAAGAAUAAAGCGAUUAUAACAAAGUCAAUCGCAUUUAAAAUGAUGAACAGCACAUAGUACUUC